This is a messenger RNA of Paramecium primaurelia, 705 nucleotides long. The record is from the annotation of a GenBank genome assembly. NCBI's taxonomy places the organism in Eukaryota, Ciliophora, Oligohymenophorea, Peniculida, Parameciidae.
AUGUUUUAACUGAAUAAUAACGAGAAAUAGAUAGAUUUUAGAAAAUAUUAAAUGGAGCCAAUAGAUCAAAUAUACUUAUCAUUUAGUCCCAAUCAGGAAGAAUAAAAUACACUCAAUCUAAAAACAGAAGAAAUGUCAAUUCCAAAUAUAUAAUCUUUUUUUACUGAUCAUACUAAUAUAUUUGAUUAAAAAGUAGGUUAUUUUUAAGGAUCAGUUGAUAAUUCAGAUCAAUUUGAUUUCUAUCUAAUAUCUAAAAUUGAAUUAGUUAAAUUACUUAAAUAAAUAGAUGGCUUAUAAAAAAUUAAACAAAAUUUUGACACUCUCAAUUAUUAAAUUUAAUCAAUGUAAAAGUAAUCAUAAAAAUACUUCUAAUAACCUUCUUAAAACACAUUACAAAAGUCUAGUACAACUUUAUAAGGUUCAGAUUAAAAAGCGCGAAAUUUAUAAUAAAGUUAAAUAAUGAAUGAAGGUUAACCUCAUAAAGAUGUUAUUAGUGUAAGAGCUUUAGUUGGUCAUAGAGAUAACUCUAUACAUUAUAAUAAUAAUAAAGAAAAUAACUAAGCUUUAAUAAAUAAUUAGAGAACAACUAGUUAAUAAAAAUAAUAGAACAGUUAGUAGAAUUAUUCUUCUGUUAGAAAAUUAAAUUAACCUUUACCUUCAAGACAAAGAUCAUAAACACAUAUACAUAUGAAAUAUAUAAAUUGA